AUGGCCAAUGAUGCUAUCCCUGUACCGUUAGUCAAGUCUCUCGACCGGGCUAUAUCUUUAGCGAGUAAGACUCUGAAAUUUUAUAAGGAUGACCAAACAUUGGCACAACAAGAAGAUCGUUUUAAACGGUCCGAGAAGUCGAAGAACAAAGCUCUGACAUCUGUAAGUGUAUAGUUUUUGUUAGUUUAUUGUGAAACGUAAUGAUUUACAUAGUUUGUUAUACGUAUGUAUUUUAUACUUUAAUUCCUUGCUUGCUUUACCGUUUAUGCAAUGCUAUGCAUAAAAUAAUAUUUUUAGAUUAAAGUUAUAAUAAUUAUUGUUUUAGCUUGAAAAACAAGCAAGUUGGGUUGAGAUGAUGCUGGAUACAAGUGAUAACCAGAUUGACAAAGCACAAGGUAUGUUGUCUUACAGAAAUCUUCUUUUUCUGGUCGUGUUACACCGUAAAGUUGUAGUUUUCAGAAAGGAUGAUGUUUGACGAUAUCAAUGAAACACUUGAUGAGGUUGAAGCCGACUUGAAUCGUAUGGAAUCAAAGCUGAAGAAGAUAAAAAAUCAAGAAAGUAAUGUAAGUUUACUGCUUUGGUGUCUGAUACUUUUUUAUUUAUUGGUUCUUCUACUAAAUUGUGAUAAAACCUCAUAAUAUAAUAAGUAACAAUAAUUUUAGCCAAGAUCAAUUAGUUACAAUUUUAGGUAAAAAAGAAAAAGUUGAAUGAUUUGAAAGCUAACCUGGCCAGAGGGCACUCGACUUUGGAUGCCAUUACCAGAAACUUCCGAGUUAUGGAAGGCGACUUGAAGAUGUACGGUAAAGUGGAACAGAAGGCCGAAAAGAGUUUCGCUGACAAUCUGGGUGAACUGAAAUGUGAAAUUAAGUUCGUUUCAAUGUUUCCUUAUCCAAACCCAAACUUCAAGAAGGUUAUGGUAGAACUGACAGAGGAAUUGGACGACCUUUACAAGAACUACACAUACAUGGUAAGAGGUGUUCAGUAUAAUGCUGUUAGAAGUAGUCUUUCAUAUUGUUUACAGAACUUCUACUGUCUUUGAAGUUUCUCUAUAUUAUUCUUUUAUAUAGUUUGUUAUAUAACUUGAUGUCAAUUGGGCUUUAUACUAAUAUUAGGGGGUUUUAUACUGUAAUUGUAGUAUUGUUCGUAUUUUAGCCAGAGACCAAGAAAUGCAGUAACUACGUGCUGAUGGGACGACUGAAGACUCCACAAGCUUUAGACUAA
Bursaphelenchus okinawaensis is the source of this 1221-nucleotide messenger RNA. Lineage: Eukaryota; Metazoa; Nematoda; Chromadorea; Rhabditida; Aphelenchoididae. The record is from the annotation of a GenBank genome assembly.